This is a messenger RNA of Cyprinodon tularosa, 3156 nucleotides long. RefSeq names its product amphoterin-induced protein 3-like. Lineage: Eukaryota; Metazoa; Chordata; Actinopteri; Cyprinodontiformes; Cyprinodontidae. The transcript is spliced from 2 exons. Bases 566 to 1951 code for a protein of 461 amino acids. The record is from RefSeq and is a predicted model, not a curated record. Gene Ontology annotation, molecular function: protein binding.
GAGGAGAGGAGGAGGGAUUGUGGGAGAUUAAGUGAGCCUGAUGCUGUUUGUAAUACACUGCAAAGCACCACAGGAUGUUCAUGGAGUGGCAUUCCUAUUCGGGAUGAAGAGAAGUCAGGAGGGAGACCCUAAACUUGGCUGCAGAGAAAGGAAGAAGGAAGAACAUUAUCCCCUGAGCGCUACAGAGCCUGAGCUGAGGAUCCAGGGAGGAGAUAAGGAUUAAGCUGCACUUUUGUGUGUCUUCAUUAAUGGGAUACAAGUUUUCAAAAGGAGACGGAGAAGAAAAAACCCCCAAAAAAACUGGAAAGUUGGAGGUUGGUGUUGUCAGGCGGUUUAUUUUGGGAUUUGGGGUUCUCAUUCCCUUCUUUUAUGUUUUGGAAGCAAGAAUUGGAUUAAACAAGUGAGCAGAAUUUUCACACCUCCGGAAGCAUUCAAAACUUUUUACCCUUUGGCCUCUGCAUCCACACAAACUGAGGGAAAACUGCAGAAAGAAAAUGGUUAGAGCUUCUAAGUGUAUUUGUUUGAUGCUGGAAAAGAACGGCUGCUGAAGCCAGAGCCAACCAAGAUGGGAUUUGAGAAUUUCAAGGAUCUGAGAAUCAUGACCUCUGGACGCUUUCAUGCCUUUCUUCUCCUGCUGUUCUGUGUGCUCCAACGCUCUGAGCAAACCUGCCCUUCUGUCUGUCUCUGCAUAUCGGACACAGUGAGCUGUAGUGCUGCUGGUCUGAAUAGGCUGCCCCGCUCCCUGCCCUCCUUUCCCACUAAUCUUGACCUCAGCCACAACCACCUAACCUGGCUGGGUCCAAAAAGCUUCUACAUGAUGCCCAGGCUGGAAAAGCUCUGGAUGGCCCACAAUGAAAUCUGUAACCUGAGCCAUAACGUGUUCAGCAAUGUCUCCAGUCUCAGGGUGCUGGAUUUGUCCUCUAACAAGCUUCAGAUAGUGGAGCGACACCACUUCCAGGGGCUGUGGAGGCUGGAAGAGCUCCGUCUCUUCAACAACAAGAUCUCUCAAGUGGAGGCUGGCACGUUGAUCGGUCUAAGUAGCUUGAAAAAGGUUUAUUUGAGCUUCAAUCACAUUACAGACUUCCCAUUCUUCUCCAUCCAGGAUCACACUCAUCCUUUCUUGGCUAUGCUGGACCUGUCAUCCAACCGGAUGUCAAGUCUGCUGUGGGAGGAUGUAAAAGCUUUGCCCAGGCUGGUGCAGCAGGGGCUGUACAUUCACAACAACUCUCUCAUCUGCAACUGCUCCAUGUACAGCGUUUUUUGGCACUGGAAUCUAAGGAACUACGAUUCCAUUAGAGACUUUGCAGAUGAGCACUUCUGCAACGUUAAUGGGGACCCUCGGACAUCCCUCCAGUUCCUUCAUAACAACCGGUUCUUCAAGAACUGCACUGUGGAAAAACCUGUAAUGCAGCCUGUGGUGGAUCUCCUCUCCGACGUGGUCAUCUAUGAGGGCGACAGGGCGCAUCUGGACUGCCUAACGUCCCUCACCAGCAAAGACCUGUCAUUUAGCUGGCUCUACCCACGCAGUGGCAUAAAUGACACAUUGAUCAGCAUGUUUUCUAAUGGCACCUUAGAGAUCCAAGCAGCCAUGGUCAAUGACUCAGGUAUAUAUCUUUGCACCGCUGUGGAUGUCAAACAAGGGCUGAAUGCAACACGUGAGGUGAAUGUGACCGUGCUGUUGCCUGCAGCAGUGCCAUUCAACACUGGUUACACAACACUGCUAUGCUGUUCUGUGACUUUGGUCCUCAUCUUCGCCUACCUCUUCCUGACUCCAUGCCAAUGUGGUUUCUGCAAAAAUCCUCCAGCAGCCUACAGCCAAGGCACCUUGUCAUGUAUUUUUUCGUGCUUCAGAAGACAGCAACCCAAUGGUGGAACUUUGAGGCAUGUUGCCUUUACGGAGCAACUGAUGGGUGAAGAAAGAGCAGGACAGAUACCUCAAAGCUCACAAUAGACUUUUUCUCUUUUUUGCUUCUUUUGUCAGUGAUAACAGAUAUUUGAUUAAACUUCUUACAUGGAGUUGAGAUGUCAUUUGAGGUAAAAUGCUGAAAGGAAAAAAAAGCCUCCAGUGUCUCCUUUUCAACAACCAGAAGAAAAGGAAAUCAAUUUUCUGUUUGAAUUCUUUUUUGUUCAAUGACUAGCUAGUCAAUAAAAAAGGUUUCAACAGGGGUUUAUUAUCCUUACCAUGGAGCUUUUAUCAGCCUUACAAAUCAGCUAAUAACUUCUCCUUUACACCAAGCUGCAGCUGUAGGAGGAGUAUUUUUUUCUUGAAUGAAUGAAUCUGACUCACUUCUCACAUUAAGUGUUUAGAGUGAAUUAAAACUCCUUCAAUAUGUUGCAGCUGAAUUGUUGUGAGGACAGUAGGGGUCUAAGUUUAAAAAAAAAAAAAACAAGACUUGGAAAUUAGUUAAAGCUUAACUGCGCAGUAUAUGAGGUAGAUGAAAACGAGUACCUGGUUUUCAAAUCUUUUGAAGUUAAAAUCUUUAAAGGAAAUUACAUUUAAUCUGAGACCAAGAAAGUAAAUUAAGUUACUUCAAGAAAAACAGCAUAAUGGAGACCAAGGGACUUACCAGAGAGCUACAGGAUAGAGUUAGAGUAAAAGUACCGUUAGAUCUGCAACAAGUUAUGGAUGGGAUGCUGCAUAAUUAAGAUCUCUGGUCGACAUGCAAAAUGCAGGGUUAGGAUGCUGCUUCUCUUCAUCAGGCUCUGAUUGAUAUAUAAUUGUAUUUUUCUGUUUGUUUGUUUUUUUUUUAUUCAAAACUAAAAAGUGUGGCUUGCUUGUGUAUUCAGACCCAUUUAUUUUGAGACCCCUUAAUAAAAUCUAGUGCUUUAUUCAGAUGUCAUUGCAUGCAUUGAAGUUGAUGGGAAGAUGGAUGGAGGUAAUAGAGGGAAAUCCUGUAAGAAAAAAAACUCUUACAGACGACAAAAGAAUUCAGAUUUAAGCAAAUGGCUUCACCUCAGAUCAGCAGCAGAAACAUUAGCACAGAGUACCUUUAAAACUGUGGUUUAAAUUGAAUUUUUUAUUAUUAUUAUUAUUAUUACAAAGACCAAAUAAGAAUCUGUGGGAUUUUUUUGUUUUGUUUUUUUUUUUGGUGCAUAAAUUACACAAAUUUUAUACAGACACUUUUAGCUGUAAUAACAUUAAAGGGGUUUCCACAA